AUGUGCAUUGUGUAUAAAAGUGUGAUUCGCAAAUACAAAUUAAGUGGGCAGUCAGCGUUGAAGGAACACAUUAAGAUUUGUGGGGGACAUAAACCUAUCUUACCUGAGAUGCCGAAGGAGGGGGAGUGUGCUGAAUUCAAAGCGUGGAGAAACACUCAAAGACACCCCCUUGUAAUUUACGCUGAUUUUGAGGCGAUCUUGGUGAAAACGGAGGAGAAGAGAGAUGGGAGUACAACGGUUAUUCAGAACCAUGAAGCGAUGAGUUACGGGGUUUUAGUGAAGGCGAGCGAGGACGUGCCGGCAGAGUUAUUGUUUCAACACGAGAUACCGGCGGGGCCGGUAAUCUACAGAGACAGUGAAAACAGGAAGGACGUGGCGAAACAUUUUGUGGAGACGAUAGUUGAGGUGGCCCGGAAAAUCGAAGGUCUAAUGAAGACGAAUAUUCCAUUAAUCAUGACCGAGGGCGAAGAAAAAACACACCAAGAGUGUAGUCUGUGUAACUUAUGCAAUUGCAUAUUAGCCGGGGGCGAUAAGGUUAGGGAUCAUGAUCAUUUGACAGGCAAAUUUAGGCAGACAUUGUGCUCGAGGUGUAACUUUGAAUUACAACAGCCUAAAUUUGUCCCCGUUUUUUUUCAUAAUCUCUCAAACUACGACUCGCACUUCAUAAUAUCUGAACUUGGUUAUGACACCCAGGCUAUCAACAUUAUACCGAACAGUGAAGAGAAAUUUAUAUCUUUCUCGAAAUAUAUAAGUAGUACCUUCAGUGUUCGGUUUAUCGACACGUUCAGCUUUAUGGCGUCGAGAUUGUCGUCCCUGGCUGAAAAUUUGGUUACACCCGAACAUGAGAACUUCCGUGAGACAGCUAAACAUUUUGUCGCCGGAAAUGUGCCGCUCGUGACUCGAAAGGGGGUGUACCCGUACGAGUACACGGAUAGUUGGGGGCGGCUGGAGGAGAGACGAAUACCGAGGAAAAGAGAGUUUUAUAGUACGUUGACGGAGACCGGGAUAAAGGAGAGUGACUUUGAGCAUGCAAAGGAGGUCUGGGACCACUUUGGUUGCAGGACGCUAGGCGAAUAUUCUGAUUUAUAUUUAAAAAUCGACGUUUUAUUGUUGGCGGACGUCUUUGAAAAUUGUCGUGAUGUCUGUAUGAAGACAUACAAUUUGGAUGCAACACACUACUUCACCGCACCCGGGCUGAGCUUUGACGCAAUGUUGAAAUUUACAGGACAAAAGUUGCAGCUGCUGACUGAUUAUGACAUGUUGUUAAUGUUUGAAAAUGGUAUUCGUGGGGGAUUGGUACAGGCAAGCAUGAGGUACGCGAAGGCGAAUAAUAUAAAGACCCCAGACUAUGACAAGACUAAGGAUAAAUCGUGGUUGAUAUAUCAGGACUGUAAUAAUCUCUAUGGUUGGGCUAUGAGUGAGUACAUGCCAUACGGGGACUUCAACUGGGCUGAAUCCAACUUGAACGGAUUGAGUGAGAUGUCACCAACGUCAGAUAAGGGUCGAGUAUACGAAGUCGAUGUAUCAUACCCACAACACUUGCACGAUCAUCAUAACGACCUGCCUUUCCUAGCGCAAAAUGGUAUACCACCAGGCUCGAAGGUGCAUAGAGUUUUAGAGUUCAGUCAGUCUGCAUGGUUGGCAGAUUACAUUAACUUAAACACUGAAAUGAGGAAGAAGUUUUUUUUAUUUUCUAGGGAAGACUAUGCAAUCGAAGAGGAAGGAUAUGAAGAUAGAGUUGGUUUCAUGUGA
Acyrthosiphon pisum (pea aphid) is the source of this 1752-nucleotide messenger RNA. RefSeq lists its product as uncharacterized. Gene Ontology annotation, biological process: DNA replication. Gene Ontology annotation, molecular function: nucleotide binding; DNA binding; DNA-directed DNA polymerase activity. Lineage: Eukaryota; Metazoa; Arthropoda; Insecta; Hemiptera; Aphididae. The record is from RefSeq and is a predicted model, not a curated record. The transcript is spliced from 5 exons. The coding region runs from base 1 to 1752 and encodes 583 amino acids.